AAGAAGAGGAGAAAGAAGAAGAGAAGGAGGAGGACGCAAUGGUGCCAGCUGUCACCGUCAAAAAGAAACGCAGGACCAACGGCGUGGCAGCCAUCGCAGAAAGUGAGCCUCACACUAUGGAAAGCCAAAGAGGAGCUGAAGAUGCUGCAUCCUCCUCUCAGCCUGACCCGCAGCCUUCAGCGCAGGGGGACGCGGACGACGCCUGGAGCACGCUCCGCUGUUCUAUCUGCGGGAACGUCUUCGCUACUGCGAGGGGCCUGGCGUGCCACCUCCACGUCCACACUGCCAAGAAGCCCUUCCGGUGCUCCGAGUGCGGCAAAGUUUUUAAAGCUAAGCAUCGACUCAAAACACACAGUUAUAUUCACACCGGCGAGAAGCCGUUCGGCUGCGACGUGUGCGGCCGCCACUUCAACAUGCCGCGAAACCUAAAACGCCACGCCCUCAUGCACAGCGGCGAGAAGCCCUUCGUCUGCGGCGAGUGCGGGAAAGGAUUCACGCGCGCCAUAACGCUCAAAACGCACCAGUUCACCCACACCGGCGAGAGGCCCUUCCAGUGCGAGCACUGCCCCAAGUCGUACCGGAACGUCAUCAGCCUGCGGAACCACCAGAUGGUCCACAGCGGCGUGCGGCCCUUCGUCUGCGAAGUCUGCGGGAAGACGUUCCAGCUUGCAGGGCAGCUGAAGAUCCACAGCCGCAUCCACAUGGACAAGCUGCCCGAAGCAGAGCGGCUCGCCGCCGAGCAGGUCGACCCCGUGCAGCCCUUCAGCUGCCCCGAAUGCGGGAAGUGCUUCCGCCUAUUGGGGAACCUGAAGAUCCACCGCCGCAUCCACACAGGCGAGCGGCCCUACUGCUGUGCCGAGUGCGGGAAGACGUUCACCCAGAGGAGCGCCUUAAACACUCACAGCCACACGCACUCCAAGAAGCGGGCGCCGGACCGGCCGUGCGCCUGCAGCUCCUGCGGCAAGACCUUCAAAAGCAGCUACAGCCUGAGGGUGCACAAGCGCGUGCACGCCCGGGAAAAGCCGUACGCCUGCGACAUCUGCGGGAAGAGCUACGACCGCGCCGUCAACCUGCGCACGCACCAGAAGGACGUGCACUCCGGCACCAAGCGCUACAUCUGCGACCGCUGCGGCAAAGGAUACAUCUACCAGUGCAACCUGAAGAUGCACAAGUGUGGCUUCGACUGGACGCACGGAGACCGAUCUGUUGCCGUGGAGACGGCUCCGCCCACAUCAGCAGCGAUGUACAGGGGGCGGAGUAAGCGCUCCUCGCUCUGUGAUUCUCCACUGAGGAAGACGUCCAGCAGUCUGCAGGUACGAAAAAACACGAACCGAGCCGAACUCGGUCCUGUUCUGUGGCUGAGUCCGAGGGUUCGGCUUUCCCGGCAGCAGAACCACGGGCCGGUUCUGACUGGUGAACCCAGAGCGAUGUCCCUGCUGAACCCUCUGAGGAGGAUCCUGUGUACCAGACCGCAGGUUCUGGCUCUGACCCGCUUCAGCUCCAGCUAUGUGUCCAGGAUGAGAUUCCUGAACCGGCUGAAGCAGGACGACGAGGCGUGUGCGGCGGCGCUGCAGGACGGCCAGCUGGUUCUGUUCCACCGCCUGCAGCCUCUGCUGCAGCGCGGACCCACCGGAACCUUCAGGCCCGUCACCCUCACCUGCUCAGGAGUCCAAACGCUCCUCCAGAACUUUGGUUCUGAUGGACCUCUGCUGGAGGAUUCGAUUCUGAUUGGCUGCAGCGACCAGAACCAGGCUCAGUUCUGCCUGGAUGUUGGACAUCUGGACCAGGCGGCAGUGGCUGAAUUCUGUGCGGGAACCUUCAUAGAUCUGAGGAAAUCCUUCUUUCUUCUACCGGGUCCUGCGGCCCGGCUGGUGGCGAAGGCUCAAGCUCUGCUGCGCUGGCAUCAGACCAACGGGUUCUGCAGCGCCACGGGCCAGCCCACUCACCGGAACCGGGCCGGCAGCCAGAGGGUCAGCAGCAGCAGCAGCUCCAUGAUCUACUACCCAAAGAUGUCUCCCGUGGUCAUUGUGCUGCUGUCGGACGGGAGCCGCUGCCUGCUGGGCCGGCAGGCGUCCUUCCCUCGCGGGAUGUACAGCGCGCUCGCCGGCUUCUGCGACAUGGGUGAGACUCUGGAGGAGGCGCUGCACAGGGAGGUGGCAGAGGAGGUGGGCUUGGAGGUCCAGGACGUCUCCUACAGCUCCUCGCAGCACUGGCCGUUCCCUCACAGCUCCUUCAUGGUGGGCUGCCACGCCACCGUCAGCCCCGCCCACACCCAGCUGAACGUGGACCGCUCGGAGCUGGAGGACGCGCGCUGGUUCACGCUGGAGGAGAUCAGCGGCGCCCUGCAGGCGGGGGUCCCGUCCAGAGGAGGCCCGCCCCCAGAUGUGUGGCUCCCCCCCAAACACGCCGUCGCACACCACCUCAUUACAGAGUGGAGAGACCGCCAGCGCCGCCUGCAGGCCUCAGAAUGCUCCGCGGGGAGAGCGCGAGCUUCAGUCGGUGCUCCUCAGCCUGCAGCCCGGCCCGGAGGCCGCUCCGCCCGCAGGAUGACCCCCGCCGCCGCCGUGCAGACCCGGCUGGCCGCCGUCAUGGAGUCUCUGGUCCACGCCGCCGUGGCGGAGCUGAAGAAGCUGCUGGACGACAGACGGGCUCCCGGAGAGGAGAGCCGGGAGGAGACGGUGCAGUUCGCUUUGGUCAUGGAGACUCUGGGGAACGAGGCUCUGGGGAAGAUCUUGAAUGUCGUCCAGGAGGCGGGGCUUCUUCAGGCGCAGAAGAGCGGCAGGAAGCCGCGGAUCAGCGUACUCAACAUCCUCAACAACACGCAUGUGGACCUUGAACACUCGUACGGGGUUCGGCAUCAAACCGACGAUGUGGGACGACCAUCUAAGGUGGAGGAGAACGAGGAGGAGGAGGAAGAGGAGGAAAAGAUGGAGGCGCCGUUUGUGCCGGCGGUCACCGUCAAAGACAAACACGGGACCAUCGACCUGGCAGCCAUUGCAAAAAGAGCUCAAGUCGAAGCCUCAUCUUCACCUCAGCCGGACUCCAGCGCCCUCUGCUGCUCGGCUUGUGGCAAAAGCUUCUCCACUCAGAGCACCCUGAAGUCCCACUUCCUCAUCCACACCGGCGAGAAGCCGUUCGUCUGCAGCGUCUGCGGCCGCGCCUUCCGCCAGCGGCACACCAUGCAGAGCCACAUGUGCACGCACACCGGCGAGCGGCCCUUCCAGUGCUCCGAGUGCGGCAAGCGCUUCUACAAGAAGUCGCGCCUCAAGAUGCACGCCAUCAUCCACACCGGCGAGAAGCCCUUCAUGUGCAGCGAGUGCGGCAAAAGCUUCAGCCUGCUGCAGAACCUGCACCGCCACGCCCUCGUGCACACCGGCGAAAAGCUCUUCAUCUGCGGCGAGUGCGGGAAAGGCUUCACGCGCGCCGUCACGCUGAGAACGCACCAGUUUAUCCACACCGGACAGAAGCCCCUGAAGUGCGAGCAGUGCCCCAAGACGUUCCGGCACACUGUCAACCUGCGGAACCACCAGAGGAUCCACAGCGGCGUGCGGCCCUUCGCCUGCGAGCUCUGCGGGAAGAGCUUCCGGCAGUCGGGGCAGCUGAAGAUCCACCGCCGCGUCCACACCGGCGAGCGGCCCUUCAGCUGCCGCCAGUGCGGGAAGACGUUCACGCAGCAGAGCAGCCUGAUCUCGCACGGCCGCACGCACUCCACGGAGCGGCCGUUCGUCUGCAGCUCCUGCAGCAAGACCUUCAACAACGCCAACAGCCUGAAGCUGCACGUGCGCGUGCACACCGGGGAAAAGCCGUACGCCUGCGACCUCUGCGACAAGAGCUUCAGCCAGGCCAGCCACCUGCGCACGCACCAGCGCCACGUGCACUCCGGCGGCAAGCAGUACAUCUGCGACCGCUGCGGCAAAAGAUACGCCGACCGGCGCAACCUGAAGCUGCACAAGUGCGGCUACUCCUGAACGUGACCGAUCCGUUGCCGUGGAGACGGCUCCGCCCACAUCAGCAGCGAUGAAGUGAAUUUGUCCAGCUGCUGCACUAGAGUCACAUGACCUAUGAUGUCACCGCCUCCCAGAAACGAGACGUUUUCUUCAACUUUGAUGCUGGAAAGACGGAUUCUGAUGAGGUCAGUGAAGGCAUCGUCGAUCUGCAGGAAUGAAACGAUUUCAACGUUUCAAGAACUUGAUUUUUUGUUUUUAGGUUUAUGUUCAUAAACUCUUGAUCCAAAGCAAAGAUGAACAAUAGAAACAGAGAAAUAAAAAAGUAUCUAAAAUAAAAACUGAUGCUGGUGUCA
Messenger RNA from Oryzias melastigma (Indian medaka), 4300 nucleotides. RefSeq lists its product as uncharacterized. The record is from RefSeq and is a predicted model, not a curated record. Gene Ontology annotation, cellular component: nucleus. Gene Ontology annotation, molecular function: hydrolase activity; nucleic acid binding. Lineage: Eukaryota; Metazoa; Chordata; Actinopteri; Beloniformes; Adrianichthyidae.